This is a messenger RNA of Thlaspi arvense, 2601 nucleotides long. Lineage: Eukaryota; Viridiplantae; Streptophyta; Magnoliopsida; Brassicales; Brassicaceae. The record is from the annotation of a GenBank genome assembly.
AUGAUGGUGCAUGGAUUUAAAAGUUGCAUCGAAAGCGAAAGGAAAGGAUUGUUGGAGCUCAAGGCCUAUCUCAACUCCGAGUAUUCGUAUGACUGGCCUAAUGGCAAAGACAUCGACUGUUGCCGAUGGGAAAGAGUCAAGUGUGAUCUUACUAGCGGGCGUGUGAUUGGUCUCUUCUUGAAUGAUACAUACUAUAGUCCUCCUCUAAAUCUUUCCUUGUUCUAUCCCUUUGGAGAAUUAAAGACUCUAAAUCUAAGUAAUCUCUGGUCUAGUAGCUGGUUCGAUGAUAUCCAUGGUUAUAAAAGUUUCGGGAGAUUAAAAUAUCUUGAGAUUCUUGAUUUUAGUGAAAACAGCGUCAAUGAUACUGUCUUACCCUUUUUAUAUGCCGUUUCAUCGCUUAAAACUUUGGUUCUUCAUGCAAACUCUAUGGAAGAACUGAAAAACUUGAGAAACCUAGAACUACUGGAUCUAAGCAAGAACAAAUUCAUUGGUCCAGUGCCAGACUUGGCGAUUUUCCAUAAACUUAAAGGCUUAGAUUUAAGCAAUAACGAAUUUGCUGGAUCAUUGGAAAACACAGGACUUUGUCAAUUGAAAAAUUUACGGGAGCUUGACCUGAGUCAAAACAAAUUUACAGGUCAAUUUCCUCAGUGUUUUGAUAACUUGACGACCCAACUCCAAGUUCUUGAUAUCUCAUCAAACCAAUUUAAUGGAACGCUUCCAUCUUUUCUCAGUAGAUUCACUUCGAUUGAGUACUUAUCUCUCUCAGAUAAUGAGUUCGAGGGUUUCUUCUCUUUCAAGCUAAUCGCCAACCUCUCUAAGCUCAAAGUGUUCAAACUUUCAUCAAGAUCUAAUCUGCUGCAAAUAGAGAAAGAAUCCUCCCGACCAUUGAGGUUUCAGUUGAAUGUCAUAGAGUUACAGAACUGCAACUUGGAAACAGUGCCAAGCUUUCUUCAGCACCAGAAGGAUUUGCGUGUAAUCAAUCUCUCCAACAAUAAGUUGACUGGAUCGUUUCCUUCUUGGUUUCUGGAAAAAUUUCAAGAACUCCGGGUUUUGCUUUUGCAGAACAACUCUUUCACCAUGCUUCAGCUGCCAAGGCUACUACUUAAUCACAGUUUGCAAAUUUUGGAUGUAUCAUCCAAUAGUUUUGAUCAGCGGCUUCCAGAGAAUAUGGGACAAGUGCUUGCAAAUAUAAGACACUUGAAUCUUUCGAACAAUAGGUUUCAAGAAAAUUUGCCAUCUUCCUUCGGUGAGAUGAAAAAUAUACAGUUCGUGGACCUAUCUCAUAAUAACUUCUCUGGAAGUCUACCAAAGAGCUUUCUUACUGGUUGUGGUUCACUGCAUACUUUGAAGCUUUCAUACAACAGAUUCCAUGGUCAAAUCUUUCCGAAAAGAACGAGUUUUAGAUCUUUGGUCAUCUUCAUAGCGAAUAACAAUCUAUUUACUGGAAUUGAAAAUGGACUGCGACGCUCAACAUCUCUAGGAGUGCUCGACUUGUCGAACAACUAUCUACAAGGUACUUUACCAAGCAACCUUUUUGACAUGCCUACCAUGAAAAUCUUGGACCUCUCUGGAAACAAGUUCUCAGUUUGUUGUAUUCAUGACAAUGAGUUCACCGGGACGAUUCCAAGUACGUUGGUGAAAAAUGUUUUGGUACUCGACCUUCGAAACAACAAGCUAUCCGGGACUAUCCCACGCUUUGUCAACAACCAGUUUAUCCUCUCUCUUUUGUUGAGAGGUAAUGCAUUAACGGGUAAUAUUCCUACUGAUCUAUGUGGUCUAAAAAGCAUUAGGAUCUUGGAUCUUUCCAAGAACAAACUCAAUGGAAUUAUACCAUCAUGUCUCAACAAUGUAUCGUUUGGAAGAAGCUUAGAUUACGAGAUUGGUUACGAUUUACCAUAUGAGAUUAAUGAUGAAGAAUUGGAGGUUUAUUCUAGGUUCUUGGUUUUGCCACGUGAGUAUGUUACAGACUACACAGGGGUUUUGGAGUUCACUGUUGAGUUUGCAUCAAAGAGUAGGUAUGAUUCUUACAACGAAAGAAGUUUCGGCUUCAUGUUUGGGCUGGAUUUGUCAGAUAAUGAACUCAAUGGCGAAAUCCUUGGGGAGUUGGGAGAUCUUUGGAGAAUGCGUGCUUUGAAUCUGUCUCACAACUCCUUGUCAGGUUUAAUACCUAAAAGCUUCUCUAAUCUAAUAAAUAUAGAGAGCAUUGAUCUUUCGUUUAACCUGUUGCAUGGACCAAUACCUCAAGAUCUAGGCAGGCUACACUAUAUGGUUGUAUUCAAUGUGUCGUACAACAACUUUUCAGGGUCCAUUCCUAGUCAAGGCAAAUUUUCUAGCUUGGAUGAAACCAACUACAUAGGUAAUUCUCUUCUAUGUGGAUCAGCCAUAAACAAAAGGUGUGAUGAUAACAACACUAUCAGUUUCGAGGAACCUCAAAGCGGAGAUGAAGAAACCAUCGAUAUGGAGAUUUUCUAUUGGACCCUCGCAGCCACUUAUGGCGUAACAUGGAUGACAUUUAUUGUGUUUAUUUGCUUUGAUUCACUUUGGCGCCGAGCAUGGUUUCGUCUUGUUGAUGCUUUUAUCAGUUGUUUUAAAUGUGUUUGA